AUGACGGACUCCGCCGAUCCAAGCCUGCUCCGGCUGCCAAAUCCAUGUAUCCAAACCGACCCAACAGAAGAGUCAGUCCGUCAACUUUUACCUCUCGCAACUGAAGUCAUCGACGAUGUCCAACCUGCCACCACCCAAAGCAGCGAGCCUGUUGAAAAUGAUCAACAGCCGCCACCAGUCAUCACCUCAGCCUCAGCUCAAGCUCCCCCACCACCCCAAACUGGUCAGGCCAAACAGAUUGUGGUGCAUCGACCAGCAAAUGUUGAUCGCCUCGAUUACUUUGCCUUUAGCCACAAUGCCGAUGCUUACUGUCAUGGUGUGGAGGCCAAAUGGACGCGCGGCACCAUUCUUACUGUUGCGACCAGAGUGAGCGCUGCAUCUGGCAGCGACAAUGUGCAAAAGAUUCCCAGCCUUGAGCCAACACCUGAGGAGCUUCACCCGACUCCUGAUCAUCUCGGCGUCCAUGGCUAUCUUUGGGUAGGUAUGACCCCAAGCGAUGAGACUAUUGACUCGCUCGCUGAAUCGCCUGCUGGAGAUGCCACAGCAGAUGCCAGCGAUGACAAAAGUAAAGAUACCAAGAAGAAAAAGCCCAAGUUGCAGGGCAAAAAGCAUCGGCGGGAUUUGAAACUGGCCAGUUCGACCGAUGAAGAGAUACGCAUCCUCCCGAAAGACGAGAGCGCCUUGCGGGUUGUGGUUAACCUCAGGGGCAAGAACAUGUCUUUGCUGAAACUCAGCAACAGAGACAACACUUCAGGAACCUGCACUUCCGAGAGUGUCAAGGCGGAUAACGUUUUCUUUUUCCGUGUUUUUCGCAAAGAUGAUGCCACAGGAGUGGGAGAACGCCGCAACUUCUUCAAGGAAACAUUCACCAAGCUCCGGGACGCCAUGGAGAAGGAUGGCAGUAAUGGUGUGGCAAAAGCUCUAAAGGCGAUGGCACCCGUUGCGGCUUCGGGCGGUCAAACACAGCGAGUGGCAGCGAGCGGUAGUAAGAAUAGUACAAAAAAGCCACGGGCUCCCAGGUCUGAUAAGACCGACCCGCCACAAACAGCUACGCCCAAGUCCGCCAAGGGAAAUCAGGGUACGAAGCGGAAAAAUACAGACACUGGCAGCUCUACGCCUCAGGCGCAAGCAGGCAAUGAAGCCGCAAAGUCAAAAAAGCAGAAGAUGUCGAACGUUUCCACCCCGGUGUCGUUAACCGCUACAAAUGGCAAGAGUACAACCAAGUCUAAAGCUCUACCUCCAACUGAGCUAGAUGACAACGCUGGCGCCAACCCUGGCAAUAAAGUGGACCAGCAACUAGCUGGACCGGCCAAAAGGACUCGGAAUGAUAAUGACUCAAGCCAGCAAUAUGGCAUUGUCAAUAACGGCUACCCCAUCUCUGCUCUUCCGGGCACACCUGACUUCCCGCGAGGAUCUGACAAUAGCCAGGUAGCAGCUCCCAGUCCUAUAGCCAGCAAUGAUACUGAUUGUCUCUCGUCAACCUCAACCCUUCAAGCUCCCGGCCCAUCUGUUUCGGCCGCAAUGGCCAGCCCGACACCCACGCGUCCAGCCAGCCUGCCGGGCCGGGGAGUCGGUUUCAGCUCCUCGGAGAGCCAUAUCAUCCCUCCUGUCGGAGACCCCUCCGCAUUUCAGAGUGACCGUGGUAUCAAUGCCUUGAAAACUACAAGUACAAUGUGGAACCCGGUUUGGCGGUCAGUCAAGACUUCGAUGGAGACACAAAGCUUACAUCAAAUGAAUGAUGAGGCUGAGCUCGGGUUUUUGGAGCAAGAAGAGCUGGAACAGCAGAGGAUUCAGUACGGUGUUGGGGCUCGAAACGCACAGCAACAGCAAUCUUGGCAGCAACUGUUCCGUCAUCCGCAGUCACGCUGUGACAUGCCUACCUAUCUGGGUCAGGCAUCAGGCCAGUUUUUCCAGGAAUCUGCUCUCAAGAAGCAGCAUCCGCAGAAACAAGACAACACGCGGCCAAAUUACCCGUGGCUGCAGCAAAAGAAUCCUUUGGGCCCAUCAAAACCCAACUUGAUGCAAAACAUCCAAUCAUCCUCCGUACGGCUUCCCAAGCAGUACGAUACGGCAGAGGAACUCUUUACUCCUCUGGGCCGCCAUGUUGUUUCACUAGUAUCCAGCAUAGAUCGUCACAGCAAGAGCAACGUCAAUACCAUCAAAUACGCCACCACCAUGAUUGAUCAGCUUUCCAACAUCACAAAUUCAUCCAGCCUGAUUUUACAGCUACGUCUCAGCCCACCAGCCCCCAGCGCGGACAUCAAAACUGUUCUAGAGCCAAUGUUAUCUGAUUUGAUUGGUCUCUUCCCUGAACUAGCUCAGGAGCUCAAUAGGGAAACUUUCAGCAUUCUCCUGUAUGCCCUCCGUGUCUCUGACAAGACAGUCGAGUAUGAAAUGGUUCCCCAGUUCAUCUACGGCUUCACCCGCGAGCUCGCCAAUCAGCGUGCCGACAAGGGUGAUGAACACGCCCUCCACAAGGAGAACCUGUAUCGAAUUGUCCAAGGCGCUAUCAACAUCGCCCGUGACCUUGUCUAUCAUCGUAACAAUGACCAUAGGCAGGGGGUCCAUGAGCAACAGCGGCAAACGAGGCAGAUUGUGACAGUCGACAAUAUGGCGGAGCAAAACAGCCCCAACGGACACUCGAGUCACAAAGAAUACCACAGCACUAGAGUCGGAGAGAUUGCCCAUAACGCAGUGGACAAUACUCAGCCCUACACGGACUCCACAUUUGCCACUUUGAACCAAGUCAACGGUUUCGAAAAUGAUACUUAG
Molecule: messenger RNA, 2772 nt
Organism: Pyricularia pennisetigena
Lineage: Eukaryota; Fungi; Ascomycota; Sordariomycetes; Magnaporthales; Pyriculariaceae
Exons: 2
Coding region: 1-2772 (923 amino acids)
Source: RefSeq, a predicted model, not a curated record